AAGGCCGACAAAAAUAACAACAACAGUAACAGGAACGUUGUUUUACGCGCACAUGAGUCGGCAGUGAGGUGCAGGGUAUACAAUAACAUACCCACCCUAGUAGGCGUGUGUUGUAUCCUUGAAUAUCAAGUUCUUCGGUGAACGCCGUCCUGACGUGGGCAGAGAGGUCACGCGGAGUCCCUAGCCUCACGACCAGACGGUCUCGCGCUCCAUGGCAUCAAUCAAGGAUAGCUUCAUAGACCUCGAGCGCCACCGGCAGGCGCUCGAGGAAAACGCCGAAAAGCUCCGGGUACUGCUGCGGCAGUGGCGGCUCUGGGACGCCGAGUACGAGGCCCUGAAGGAGGAGGUCACCGAGAGCGACGGGCCCGGGGACCUGGCCCGGAUCCGCCGGGACUUUGAGGGGGAGCUCGUCACGGGCAAGGAGGUGGCCGAGCUGUUCGGCGGCAAGGCCGGCAUCAAGCCGGCCGGCCAGAUCGUCGCCCAGCUCGACCGUCGCCUCGACUACGUGCAGCGCUACAUCGAGACGCUCGAGGGGCAGCUCCGCGACGCCGAGGGCAAGGCCGCCGUGGCCGGCGUCGUCAGCGCCCCGGACGUGCGUGACGAUGAUGGCCUGCCCAUCACCGACAUCGUCGAGGAGCUGGACGACGACGACAACGUCGUCUCGUACCGCCUCCAGGUGCCCUCUGACUCACAGCCGCAGGUCCGGGAGGCCCUGAAGAAGGCGGGCGUCGCGAUCCCCGAGUCAUCGGCUGCGGCGGCGCCGCAGGACAGACCCGUACUCGACUCCCCUGCCGCACCGGCUGGUCAAUCUCCUUCGGGCGCCGAUGCAGGCCCCUCCACCGCGGCCCCUUCUGCAGCCCCGGCCGCGACCAAGAAGACCGUGUCGUUCGGGGAGGGCACCAAGGCCAGCGCCACCGCGGCCCUGAAGCAGCCCCAGGCCCGGGCGCAGAAGCGGCUCGAGGAGAUCAUGCGGCUGGCGAAGGAGCAGGAGGCCAUGGCAUCGCAGCCGGCUGUCAUACCCGAGGCCGAGUCGGCCGAGGACGCGGCACUGCGCCGCGACAUGCUCGCAUACAGCAUGUCGGAGAUCGCCCCCGUGGUCGCGGAGCUGGAGCUGGAGGAGGGCUACUCAGACGAGGAUGAUGAUGAGAUGGCGGACUACGACUACUUUUACGAGGAGGACGCGGAAGACGAUGAUGGGGACGGCGAUGACGACGACGGAAGCGGCAAGGAGAAGCGCCGCAACCGCAGCUACCUAUCCCAGGAGUACAGGCAACGGAUGCUUGAGCUUGAGAAAAAGCUCGGCGUUUCGGCGCCCGCCUCGGUGAAGGCGUACCAAGGCCAGGCGGCCGGUGAGGUAGAAUCAGACGACGAGCCGAGAAUCGGGCGUGUAACAGUGGCCGACUCAAAGCCCCUUGCGCCGUCCCAGAUACCCGGCCAACCCCCGGGCAGCGCCUGGUCCGUCGAGCCAAAGUCUGCAAAAGGCAAAGUCCGGUUUGCAGAGAACCUCGACAUCGCCGACGAAGCGCCCCAGCCCAAGCCCGAGCCCGCGGCCAAGCAGCAGCCAAGGAAACAAGGCUGGGACGACAUCGUCGAGCGUGGAUCGGCGACGGUGGCCCCUCCCAGCGGCCCCGCGCGGGCACCACAGAGGUUUCUAGAGACACAGGAGCCCAAGACGGCGCCGUCGGGGCCCGAGGGGCAGACGAUUGCGACGUCCAUCGUGGAGCGCCAGCCGGCCACGGCCGUGCGAGAACCCGACGAUCUGGACGCCAACUUUCUCCACCAGGAGGCCGCCGUCGAAUACCAACGGAUGCGCAACAAGCUCGUGCACAAGGGCGGGGGCUUCCUCAAGGAAGACGCCUCGGCCGUCGUGCCGCUCGACGAAGAGGAGGGCGGCCCGAAGCGGAUGAGCCGAUUCAAGGCAGCGAGGCUAUCAAAGCAAUGAUCCGAUUUGGACCAGGAAAGCAAUUAGAGUAUUAUUCCCAUCCUCUCACCGUGAACCUCGUUGUACCCACGGCCCAAAUUGGGAUUCCCAUCCAGUGAACACCACUAAACGAUCCGAACGCUUGAACAUGAUCACGGAAACGAGUUCGCGUUACUGAAUCUUUGCUUUGCUAAAG
Gaeumannomyces tritici R3-111a-1 is the source of this 2117-nucleotide messenger RNA. RefSeq lists its product as hypothetical. Gene Ontology annotation, molecular function: phosphatase inhibitor activity; chromatin binding; transcription corepressor activity. The coding region runs from base 212 to 1942 and encodes 576 amino acids. Gene Ontology annotation, biological process: negative regulation of transcription by RNA polymerase II; negative regulation of phosphatase activity. The record is from RefSeq and is a predicted model, not a curated record. NCBI's taxonomy places the organism in Eukaryota, Fungi, Ascomycota, Sordariomycetes, Magnaporthales, Magnaporthaceae. The transcript has a single exon.